Suillus subalutaceus is the source of this 2007-nucleotide messenger RNA. RefSeq names its product FAD-linked oxidoreductase-like protein. NCBI's taxonomy places the organism in Eukaryota, Fungi, Basidiomycota, Agaricomycetes, Boletales, Suillaceae. The record is from RefSeq and is a predicted model, not a curated record. Gene Ontology annotation, molecular function: proline dehydrogenase activity; FAD binding. Gene Ontology annotation, cellular component: mitochondrion. The transcript is spliced from 8 exons. The coding region runs from base 165 to 1931 and encodes 588 amino acids.
GACUUGUCAUAAACAUGAAUAUGUGACUCUUUAUAUUGAACGUUCCGUGAUUGACGUCCCUCGCGUUCCUGCAAUACCCGUACGUGUGUGUUAAUCGGACGGAGCUAACCUCGAGCCUCCAUUCCCGGAUCAACCUCAAGCACGUCUCUUAUCUAUCUACAACCAUGAGUGUGAUUACUCGUAGUGCUGCGCUGCGUCUCUUUGUUCGCGCUCGAGCUUUCUCCACUGCCCCACCUCCACGUCUCAGACGACUGGGACGCGUGCUAGUGCUUUCCAGCGCGUUGACUACCUCCGUGCUGGGUUACGCAUUCUACACCGAUGCUUCAAAUAUCGAACCGCCAUCUUUUGACACACGCACACUGUCGGAUCUUGUGCGUGCGUAUAUCGUGUACGGGACAUGUAGCAUCGCUCCCCUCGUUGAUGCGGCCCCGACGAUAUUGGAUAUCUUGUUCGGUACCCCUGGAGUCAGUAAGAUAGCUGAGAAUUUCGUGCGAGCCACUUUCUUUCAUCAGUUUGUCGGUGCAGACACGGCCAAUGGUGCACUACCACUGCUUGCGUCUCUUCGUGCAGAGAACAAAGGUGCUCUCUUUUCUUAUGCUGUUGAAGUCGACGAAAAGGAAGUGGCGGGUCAGACGAACAUGGAAAGGCAGCCCGCACACAAGCGUAUCAUAGAGGAGAUUAUAAGGACUAUCAACGCCUCCGCCGAUUUCGAGGACGGAAGGGAUGCACGUCAGAAUGGACACAUAGGGAGGCGGACUUGGGUUUCUGUGAAACUUACUGCUAUGCUUCCAAAUGCCCAAUCCUUGAUCAAUUUGUCAACACACCUCACGAAUACUCGAGCACCGCUUGAACCGCCGGUACUCUUUCCAGGGACUCCUUCACCGUCUGAUCUUUCCAUCUUGCAUUCAUCUACAUCAACAGGAGCACUAACAGAAUCUGACAUCCAUGACCUGAAAGAGCUAUACAACGACCUUGUGCAGAUUUGUACUCGUGCUGAAGAACGCGGAGUAAGGGUGUUCAUCGAUGCAGAGCAUAGUUGGUACCAACCCGCCAUCGACGCGUUUGGACACGCGUUGAUGGAGCAAUUCAAUAAGCUCCCCUCCAAUGGCUUCCGGCGGACAUGGCGGGAAAUAUCCUCUUGGACAUCCUCCCCAUCCGCGAGAGAACCUGUGCACGACAAAGUGCGGCCUCUCGUGUAUGUGACCUAUCAAGCUUAUCUACGACGGACGCCCAUGCACCUCGCGCAUUCCCUGGCGCUGGCCCGUGCCAGAGGAUAUGCACUUGGAGUGAAACUUGUCCGGGGAGCUUAUCACCCAUAUGAGCUUGCUGUCCAUCAGCUGGCUCGUUCAGCUGACUCUGCAGUCGGACCCUAUUCAUCAAAUCACUCACGCUCGCUCUCCAUAUCUCCCGACCCUGAACCCCCUGUUCAACCCUCGAAGGAUGCGACGGACCAGUGUUAUUAUGACUGCGUGACCAUGUUGAUCGAUGCAAUCUCCCAAGACGUCCCCCGCUCCGGCCGAUUUGGUGCACCAGGCAUUGGUGUCUUCUUUGGUACGCAUAACUGGACCUCGUGCGAGUUCAUCCUCGAGGAACUUGUUAAGAAGGGCCUGGGAGUCGUCGAGCGCGUUGGCAUCGAUGAGGUGCAAGAAGACGUGGUGCAGAUCCCGCUUGAAGUUGGGGAGAGGAUUGCAUUUGGGCAGCUGUAUGGGAUGUCAGAUACGCUGACGAAUUACCUCGUCGGGCGGACGCGGUGUGAAAGCCCAUGUGUGAUCAAGUAUGUUCCUUUCGGCACACUGCUGCAGGUCAUGCCCUACCUUUCACGUCGGGCGAUUGAGAACAAGAGCGUCCUCGGAGCAGGGGGUGCCACAAGAGAGAGAAAGGAGGCUGCAGCUCUCAUUUGGAAGAAGAUGAAAGGAUUGGUUGUGUCAUAGACUCAUCUGGGCCCGUCAAAUUUUUAUUGGGUGAAACGCGAAUUUUGAUGCAACAAAGGGCUCCAGACGCAGGAUU